Molecule: messenger RNA, 2164 nt
Organism: Pipra filicauda (Wire-tailed manakin)
Lineage: Eukaryota; Metazoa; Chordata; Aves; Passeriformes; Pipridae
Gene: KPNA7
Product: karyopherin subunit alpha 7
Exons: 13
Coding region: 548-2026 (492 amino acids)
Biological process (GO): NLS-bearing protein import into nucleus
Cellular component (GO): nucleus; cytoplasm
Molecular function (GO): protein binding; nuclear import signal receptor activity
Source: RefSeq, a predicted model, not a curated record
GGAGAGACUUUUUGAAAUCGUGAAGUCCAACCGUCAGCGCGCUAACCACCGCUGUGAUCCAUAAACCGCGUCGUCGCCCAGCGCCGGAUCCACACACGCCUCCUAAACACCUGCAGGGGUGAUGGCCCCGCCACCCGCCCCGGGCAGCCCGUUCCGAUGUGUGGCCACUUGGAUUGUGAAAAAAAAAAUUCUGUGAUAUCUGAACCUCAGAUUGAGGCCGUUUCCUCCAGUCGUCCCUGUAGAUACGGUAGAAGAGCCUGGCCCCCACCUCAGUACAGCCUCCUGUCAGGUCUGUUACUGUGAUCAGCCUGGAGGACAAGGAGGGGGAAAAAAUACAGGAAGGUGCACGUAACGAUCCCGCUCCUGACACAGAUCUUUUGCCACACAGGAAGGCUGUGAGGAAGGAACUCAGCAUGUCCCGUCAGGAGCAGAAUAAUACCACAGAAACCAUGACCAGCCCGAGUCCUGAACGCUGGGAACUGUGAUUAACUCCUCAGGAAUCUGUGCGGAGCAAGUCGUAUUUUCUGGGCUUUUUUAGGCCCUGCGGAUGCAGAGGGUGGAGAUGAGCAUUGAGCUGAGGAAGGCCAAGAAAGAUGAGCAGAUCCUGAAGCGCAGAAAUGUGUCCCUUCACUGUCCCGGCUCCCCGUCUGACUGUGAAUCAUUCCCUGUGACACAGGUUAUUCAGCUGUCCUUGGAGGAGAUCGUGGAAGGCAUCAAUGGGAACAACCCCAGGCUGCAGCUGCUGGCCACACAGGCCAUCAGGAGAAUGCUGUCCAGGCAGAAGGACCCCCCCAUCAGUCAGAUCAUCCAGCUGGGGAUCAUCCCCAGGAUGGUGGAAUUCCUGGGCCAUGCUGAGAAUGCUGCCCUGCAGUUUGAGGCAGCCUGGGCACUGACUAACAUUGCCUCUGGCACCUCGGAGCACGCCAGGGCCGUGGUGGAUGGAGGUGCCAUCCCAGCCCUCAUCUCCCUCCUGUCCUCCCCACGCAUGCACAUCAGUGAGCAGGCAGUGUGGGCUCUGGGCAACCUUGCAGGGGAUGGUCCUCUCUACAGAGAUGUUCUUAUCAAUCAUGAUGUGAUUCCUCCCUUGCUGGCUCUGGUGUCACCUGUAACUCCAGUUGGCUUCCUCAGGAACAUCACCUGGACACUGUCCAACCUCUGCAGGAACAAGAACCCCUACCCUCCCUUGGAUGCAGUGCACAAGAUACUGCCUGUCCUCAUCUGCCUCAUACAGCACGAGGACAAGGAAAUCAUCACUGACUGCUGCUGGGCUCUCUCCUACCUGACCGACAGCUCCAAUGACCGCAUCCAAAUCGUGGUGGACACGGGGGUUCUCCCCAGGCUGGUGGAACUCCUGGCCAGCAUGAACUUGAUGGUUAUGACUCCAGCUCUGCGUGCCAUUGGGAAUGUGGUCACAGGGACGGACCAGCAGACCCAGGCAGCCAUCAAUGCCGGUGUCCUGGCUGUCCUGCCCCGUCUCCUGCGGCACUCGAGGCCAGGGGUCCAGAAGGAAGCAGCGUGGACACUCAGUAACAUUGCAGCGGGGUCUUCCCAGCAGAUCCAACAGCUCAUCACCUGUGGGUUACUGCCACCCUUGGUGGAGCUGCUCGACAAGGGUGACUUCAAGGCUCAGAAGGAGGGUGUGUGGGUAGUGGCCAACAUCACAACUGGAGGAACAGUGGAUCAGGUGGUGGAGCUCGUCCGUUCUGGGGUCCUCAAACCUCUGCUCAACCUGCUCUCAGCCAAGGACAGCAAAACUAUCCUGAUCAUCCUGGAUACCAUUUCAAAUCUCUUCCUGGCAGCUGAGAAGCUGGGAGAGACAGAGAAGUUGUGUCUGCUGCUGGAGGAGCUCAAUGGUGUGGAGAAAAUUGAAGACUUGCAAAACCAUGAGAACAACAUAGUCUACAGAGCUGCCCUGAACAUCAUAGAGAAAUACUUCUCUGGUGAGGAAAACUCAGACCUGGAGCCUCAGACUGGCCAAGAUGGGCUGUAUGAUUUCUCAGUGGAGAAGCGAGACUUCAACUUCUGAAGAUUAAAGCAUGACACAGCUCUGAGCUGGUGGGUGAAGGUGCUUUGAAAGAGCUCAGACAUCCAGUUCAUGAGAAGCAGAGAUGCUGAGUCUUUUUACUUCUGAAACUUGUCAAUAAAUUGCACUUCUGGCUUUGUA